Molecule: messenger RNA, 5268 nt
Organism: Nipponia nippon (crested ibis)
Lineage: Eukaryota; Metazoa; Chordata; Aves; Pelecaniformes; Threskiornithidae
Source: RefSeq, a predicted model, not a curated record
AUGUCUGCUUGCAACACUUUCACUGAGCACGUCUGGAAACCUGGUGAAUGUAAGAACUGCUUCAAGCCCAAAAGCUUGCAUCAAUUACCCCCAGUAUCUGAAAAAAAACCCCUCUCACAUGGAAAUCUGAAAACCAAUGCAAACCAAAGUAACAGCCAUCGUGGGAGAAACACAGGAAACUUCCGACCACCUGUGGCAAAGAAACCCACUAUAGCUGUGAAACCCACCAUGAUGGUAGUAGAUGGGCAGGGUGUAUGUGGCGAAACCAGCACGCCGGAUCAUUGCGAGAAUAAAUCGGUGCCUGCAGGUUGGAACCGAAACAAAGCUGUCUUGAACAAAAAACCACUGAACAAUAAUAAUGAAGAUGAAAUUGAAGGUUAUAGCCAUGUUCACAGGCCUUAUGGCAACAAUGAUGGUGUAGGUAAGAUACCAAAUAACAAUAAUAAUGGACUGACAGAAGUUUUGAAGGAGAUUGCGGGUUUGGAUACCACACCUCAGCUAACUGGAAAUGAAAUGAACUCAAGAGAAACCUUCUUGGGAAGGAUAAAUAAUUGUUAUAAAAGAUCAUUAGAAAGAAAGAUCCCUCCAAGCUGCAUGAUGGGUGGAAUGAAGGAUUCACACAGUAAGCACGUUAUUCUGAGUGGAAGCACUGAAGUAAUAAGUAAUGAAGGUGGACGUUUCUGUUAUCCAGAGUUCUCUAGUGGAGAUGAGAGUGAGGAUGACACGUUUUUUGGCAGCAUGCAAGAAGAGCAUGAGAGCUGGGAUGAAAGUGAUGAAGAGUUGCUAGCAAUGGAAAUUCGUAUGAGGGGCCAACCUCGCUUUGCUAAUUUUAGAGCUAACACCCUAUCUCCUGUUCAGUUCUGUGUUGACAAAAAAUGGAAUACUGUGCCCCUUAGAAACAAGUCUCUCCAGCGGAUCUGUGCAGUAGAUUAUGACGACAGUUACGAUGAAAUUUUAAAUGGUUAUGGGGAAGAGACUGUGAUUCUUUAUGGGCAAGAGAGCAUGCAGAGCAUGGUGUCUUCUGAUUCUACAUCUCCCGAUUCUUCUUUGACAGAAGAGUCUCGUUCUGGAACAACCAGCAGUUCUUCACAGAAGCUCUGUAAUGGAGGCUUAUCUCCUAGUACUCCUCAGGACCUCAAAUUGAUUGAACCAGAAUAUGAAAGCCUUUGUGAUAAUCAGCAAGUGAAGGAUGUGUCAAAAGCUCCCAGAAAUGUUCCGAAAAGUCCAGAAACUCACAAGGCAGUCCUUGCGCUUCGACUGGAAGAGAAGGAUGGCAAAAUUGCUGUGCAGACUGAUAAGCAAGAGAAUAAAAGUUCUUCAGAUGUUGCUGGUCAAGCUGUAACUAUAAAUUUGGUGCCUGUAGAAGAGCAAGCUAAACCUUACAGGGUGGUGAAUAUGGAACAACCAGUUUGCAAGCCAUAUACCAUAGUAGAUGUAUCAGCUGCCAUGACCAAUGAAUGUAAGGAGAAUCAGACUGAAACCUCAGAAACCAGAAAUACAUCAUCUAGCCCAAGCUCACCAGUAACUCCAGGCACACCUAUUACAUCCUCUGCAGCGUCGCCUGUACGAGUAAAUACUAAUCUGAAAAAAUCCAGUGCAAUCAGAUAUCAAGAAGUGUGGACUUCUAGUACUAGUCCAAGACAGAAGAUACCUAAGGUGGAGUUAAUUGCUAACAGCUCAGGACCUUCUGUUCCUCCCAGGAAGACAAGCCACAAGUCAGCUCCUACUUCACCCACAGCUACAAACAUUUCUUCAAAAACUAUCCCGGUUAAGUCUCCCAAUUUAUCUGAGAUAAAAUUCAACAGCUACAAUAAUGCUGGCAUGCCACCUUUUCCUAUUAUCAUUCAUGAUGAGCCCACUUACGCUAAGAGUUCCAAAAAUGCUAUUAAAGUUCCUAUUGUAAUCAAUCCAAAUGCAUAUGAUAACCUGGCUAUCUAUAAAAGUUUUCUAGGGACCAGCGGAGAACUAUCCAUCAAAGAUAAAACUACUAGUGUAAUAAGCCACACAUAUGAAGAAAUAGAAACGGAAAGCAAAAUGACUGAAGCCAUAGGAAGUAAACCCACUGAAUUUUCCCAAGUGAAGGGGGUGACUAAUAGCUCUGAAUGCAGGCUGGGUUCUGUGGCUCAGAAGGUCCAAGAGUUUAAUAGCUGUCUCAGUAAAAGUCAGAUAUCACCACAGAGAAGUCAUAGUUCUGACCACAGCUCCCCAUUGAGAGUUCAAAAGACAACACAAGAGCCUGCAGCAAAAAUAGAUGUAACACCAGAGGCUUCCGUUGGCAGCAGCAGCGGUAGAGAGAAUGCAAGCACGGUGCUUUCGCAGAUUGUGGCUUCUAUCCAGCCUCCUCAGUCUCCUCCAGAAACACCUCAGUCUGGACCCAAGUCUUGUAGCGUACAAGAACUGUAUUCCUUACCCCCUGAUGCAGAUGCUACUAAAAACACCCUGGUACGCCCCAAAUCUCUGUUUACGUCACAGUCUGAAAUAGAGUCACCCAAGGUGGUCGAAAACACUGCCAUUAAAAUGCAGAAAGAGUCACCUUCACAGCAAGUUGCCACUCACUCUCCAAAGCCAAUGAGAGCCACCCCAAAUACCACAAGUCCCAAAACAGAGCAAGCACCGCCAUUUCCUCCUCCACGGUCCACUUCUUCACCCUAUCAUGCAAGUAACUUGUUGCAAAGACAUUUCAGCAAUUGGACCAAACCAAACAGUCCCACCAGGUCGACAGAGGCUGAGUCAAUCCUUCAUUCCGAAGGUCGCCGAGCUGCUGAUGCGAAACCCAAACGCUGGAUAUCGUUUAAGAGCUUCUUCCGCCGCAGGAAAACUGAUGAUGAGGAAGACAAAGAGAAAGAAAGAGAGAAAGGAAAGUUGGUGGGUCUUGAUGGAACUGUUAUACAUAUGCUCCCCCCUCCUCCAGUUCAACGUCAUCACUGGUUCAGUGAGGCAAAGUCAGACUCCAGCGAGAAGCCAUCGAUUGUUUUCAUGUAUAGAUGUGAACCAGCAGAAGCUGAACCAAAGUCUGACUAUCAACACAAGAGCGGAGCGGAGUCUGCUAUCGCAAGUGCACUAGCAAAAGACAAAGGAGAAAUGCAGGAAAAGUCUCCAGAGAGCUCUGAACAGAAAAUAGCGAGCCAUUCAUCACCACCUCAGAUUCCCAAGAAAAUCCCCAGUCAAGUGCCCGAUGAUACGACACUGGAGGAUUUGUCCCCUCGUGUUCCUAGAGCCGUGUUUGUGAAGCAGGACAAUGGCGGCAGUGCCUCGGUCAUACCAGUAUCAUCGAUCCGUGUCCCACAAGGGGAGGAAGAAAAGGAAGAAGCUUCAAAUUCUCCUGACUUAAAUCCUUGCAGUGCUACAUACAGCAAUUUAGGACAGUCUAGAGCAGCCAUGAUACCUCCGAAACAGCCGAGGCAACCGAAGGGAGCUUUGGAUGAUGCCAUUGCCUUUGGAGGACUAGUAGACCAGGAGACAAUGAACAACUUGCAGCCAACACCACCUCCACUGCCAAAGAAAACAAUUUUGAGAGCCAACACAGAGCCAACUCCCAGAGAUCUCCAGAAGCAGGCUCUGGAGAACAGCCUGUGCAUUGUAGCCAAUCCCACCUAUGACAUUGACACCAACUGGGAAGCAAGCAGCGCCUGCUCUUCGGUCAGCCUGGAGCUCAAGGUACUGGACAAUGAGUCAGGAGAUUCCUUGGACAGGCCUACAGAAAAACUAAGGGCAACCACCUCAGCAACUAACAGUGUUUCCAGCCUAACCACUAUCAGUAUUAAGGACCGGUGUUCCAACAGCAUGGAGUCUCUAACAGGGAGACACAUCUCGCAGACUAAGCAGGGCAAAGGUGUCCAGAAGCCACAAAGGCAAGCACUUUAUCGAGGAAUUGAAAACCGAGAAGAGGUGGUAGGUAAAAUCCGAAGCCUUCACGCUGAUUCACUGAAGAAGCUGGCACUUAAAUGUGAAGACUUGUUCAUGGCCGGACAAAAAGACCAGUUGCGAUUCGGGGUGGACAGCUGGUCAGAUUUCAGGCUAACCAGUGAUAAGCCGUGCUGUGAGGCAGGCGAUGCGGUUUACUACCCAGCUUCUUAUGCAAAAGAUCCUCUCAACAAUUAUGCGGUCAAGAUUUGUAAGAGCAAAGCUAAGGAAUCCCAGCAGUAUUAUCACAGCCUAUCUAUCCGGCAGAGUCUGGCUAUCAACUUUAACAUCCAACAGGACUGUGGCCAUUUCCUUGCUGAAGUACCAGUUCGUCUCCUUCCAUGGGAGGAUGCUGAUGCACCAGAGGUGGAAGAAGACGAGCGGGAAGAAGAGGAGAAAGAGCCCGAGCAAAAGAACAGAGACACUCCUUCCAACACAGAGGCUUCACAGAAAGACAGCUCAAGCAACCACGGGACCAUCAGCAAGCCACGCAGCCGUGUUGUGGUCAUCACGCGGGAGGUCCCAUACUUAACAGUGGCCGACUUUGUGCGAGAAUCUGCGCCCCGCCAUGCAAAAAGCCCAGAUUUAUAUGAGAGGCAGGUCUGUCUACUCCUUUUACAGCUGUGUCUGGGUCUGGAGCACCUGAAACCCUAUCAUAUCACGCACUGUGAUCUGCGGUUAGAGAACCUGCUGCUGGUUCAUUCCAGACCAGGAGGCAGCCCUCUGAGCUCUGAGUCCAUGGAACCCAGUCCCAACACUGCCUGCCCAGCCAGAUUAAUAGUGAGCAAUUUCUCCCAGGCCAAGCAGAAGAGUCAUAUGGUGGAUCCUGAGGUCCUACGGGAUCAGUCCCGCCUGGCUCCAGAAAUCAUCACUGCAACACAGUACAAAAAGUGUGAUGAGUUUCAGACUGGCAUCCUCAUCUACGAAAUGCUGCACUUACCCAAUCCCUUUGAUGAGAAUCCAGAGCUGAAGGAGAAGGAGUAUACUCGUACUGAUCUCCCCAAGAUUCCUUGCCGUUCCCUCUACUCUCAAGGGCUUCAACAACUGGCCAGCUGCCUGCUGAAUCCCAACCCUUCAGAGAGGAUCCUGAUAUCAGAAGCCAAGGGAAUCCUUCAGUGUUUGCUUUGGGGUCCACGUGAGGACCUGUUCCAUGCUCUAAGUACAUCUUCCAACCCCUCACGGAGAGAUGCUGUACUUCAGAACUGGCUGGAUAUCAAAAGGACGCUGCUGAUGAUCAAGUUUGCAGAGAAGUCCUUGGACAGGGACUGUGGAGUUGUUCUGGAAGACUGGCUUUGUUGCCAAUAUCUGGCUUUUGCCACUAUAGACUCGCUUCAUCGCAUUGUGAGAAUCAUGCAGCAGCACUAG